AUGGCAGAAGCAGCCGGAUUUACCCCGCCGUCGAUGGAUUGGCAAGCCGCAGAUUUACCUGACGAAUUCGAGCGGUUCCAACAAUACUGCCUUCUAGUUUUCCAAGGGCCCUUUUCCGACAAGUCCGACAAGGAAAAGGUCGCCUAUGUCAUGCUAUGGAUCGGGAGAACUGGUGUUGAUGCUUUCAAUAGUUUCGAGUGGGAUAAUGCAAGCAACAAAUCCAAAGUAGCUGCCGUCUUCAAGAAAUGUAAUAAGCAUUUGCAGCCACUGGUAAAUGCACGACUGGCUCGGUUUGAGCUUCAGAAAUACCGCCAGCAACCCGACGAGUCUGUAGAUGAUUUCUUUGCGAGGUGUAAGAAGAAGACGUCCAAGUGCAAGUUCAGGGACGCUCAGGAGACUAACGAUCGCCUGAUAGAACAGCUAAUCGUGGGGACGAAGCACUUGAAAGUGCAUGAACGCCUGCUGGAGGGUGGUAGUGAUUUGACUCUGGACGAAGCGCUUGGCAAGGCCCGUACUAAUGAAGCAACACAGCGCCACAUGGAGCAGCUGUCCAUCGCCACCAGCAGCAGCCGUCUACCUGAAACGGUUCACGCCAUUUCCAAAUCUGUGGGACACGCAGACUGCGGCAAAUGUGGACGAACCCACCACCCAAGCAAGUGCCCAGCGCACGGCUCCACCUGCAACAAAUGCGGGAAGGCGAAUCACUGGGCAAACGUAUGCCGUUCGCAGAGGAGAGACGAGGCACAUGGAAGGGGCCAGCAACGUGGACGCUGGCGCCAGAGGAGCCCCAGCCCGCGGGAGGGCUACCCCCAGAGGAGCCCCAGCCCACGGAGACGCUUCGACGCACUGCAUUUCGACGCCGUCAUCAUCGACAGCGUCGAGCGUCACCAACCGCCACUAGAGCGAGAGGUGUUCGCGACCCUCAAUGUCAGCCUGGACAACACCAACAGACCGGCCACCUUGAGAGCCAAGGUAGAUACGGGCGCCCAGGGCAAUAUAUUGCCGCUGAGAGUGUUCUGCCAAAUGUUCCCCCAGCACGUCGGACCAAACGGAUACCCAAAGCCGAAGUCCGUGAAGCCAUCAAGUACCACCCUCAAAGGGUACGGCGGAUCCAAGAUAAAGCAAUGCGGAACCCGUCCUAUUCCGUGCUCUUACGAUGGCAAGAGUCAACUCGCUGACUUCUACAUCACGGACUGCCCGGGCACUGCUAUCAUCGGUCUCCCGACAGCGACAGCCCUGCAGUUAGUCACGCUGAACUGCGCUGUCCAGGAGAAGCCAGCGAGCAUCCGAGACAAGGACGACCUGAUGAAGCAAUACCCGAAGUGCUUUGAUGGCAUUGGGAAAUUCCCAGGCAAGUACCACAUCACGGUGGACCCCAACGUCGUCCCGGUUGUACACCCUCCACGCCACCUCCACGCCAUCGCACUGAGAGACGAGAUCAAGACGGAGCUGGAGGACAUGAUCCAGAACGGCAUCAUCACCAAGAUCCAGGAAGGUGAACCAACAGCGUGGGUGAACAGCCUCGUGUUCCGCCUCAAAGACAACGGCAAGCUACGCCUGUGCCUAGACCCCAAGGACCUCAAUCACGCCAUCCUGCGAGAGCACCACGUGGUCUCCACCAUUGAGGAGAUCACCCGGAAGUUGAGAGGUGCCAAAGUGUUCUCGAUCGUCGACGUCAAAUGUGGGUACUGGAAUGUGGAGCUCGACGACGAAUCCAGUUACCUCACCACCUUCAACACACCAUUCGGGCGCUACAGAUUCCUUCGCAUGCCAUUCGGCCUCAAGAUGUCGCAAGAUGUCUUCCAAGCAAGGAUCGACCAGACGUUCGAAGGGUGGUCAGGCGUCACCAGAAUCGCAGACGACAUCGUCACAUACGGGACGUCAGACGAGGACCAUGAUCUCAACAUGCACCAGAUGAUGGUUCGCUGCGAACAAUCUGGUCUCAAGUUGAACCCAGACAAAUGCCGCAUCAAAGAGGACAAUAUCAAGUUCUUCGGCAUCAUCUGCAGCGCUGACGGAAUACAGCCCGACCCGAAGAAGGUCUCAGUGCUGAAGCAGAUGGAGCACCCCGAGAACGAGGACGAGCUCCAGACGUUCCUCGCGCUAGUCACGUACAUGAGCCCGUUCAUACCGAAUGCCAGUACACUGACCGCGCACCUGCGUGAGCUGACCAAGCCAGAUACACCGUUCGCCUGGACAGACAGCCACCAGCGCACCUUCGACAAGGUCAAGGCCGCCAUUUCGACAGAAGUAACGCUCAGUUACUUUGACCCAGGCAAGGCAACGACACUACAAGUCGACGCUUCCAUGAAAGGUCUCGGCGCCACUCUGCUGCAGGACGACAAGCCUGUUGCAUUCGCCAGCAAGAAGCUUACCGAGACGGAGUCUCGCUACGCCAAUAUUGAGCGUGAGCUCUUAGCUGUCGUAUACGGGUGUGAAAGAUUCCACACCUACCUAUUCGGUCAGUCAUUCACAGUAGAUGCCGACCACAAGCCGCUGGAGUCAAUCAAGCUCAAGCACCUUCGCGCAGCCCCGCCGCGUCUACAGCGCAUGCUGCUGAAGCUGCAGCAGUACGACAUGACCAUCAAGUACCGCCCCGGAAAGGACAUUCCGAUCGCAGACGCGCUAUCCCGACUGUCGCCAGAGGAAACCGAGCCAAUUGAGGACCUCGACGUCAGUGUACACGCCGUGUUCCAGCAAUUCAGCGAUGCAGCGAUGACGAGGAUCCGCGAGGAGUCAGCUAAAAACGCCGAGAUGUCAGCACUGAAGGAGAUGAUCUUCAGUGGCUGGCCAUCAGAGAGGAGCGCGGUGCCGGCAAUUCUGCUCCCGUACUGGAAUUUCCGCGACGAGAUGAGCACCGAGGACGGUCUCAUCCUGAAGAGCAGUCGCGUCCUGAUUCCCCCGCCAAUGAGGGGGGAAAUCCUUAGCAAGCUGCACGCCAGCCACCAAGGCAUAGAGAAGACCAAGCUGCGAGCCAGAACGUCCGUCUUCUGGAAGGACAUCAACAAGGAUAUCGAAGCAACUGUCUCAUCUUGCACGACGUGCCAGCGCCACCAGAGCAGUCAAGCCAAGGAACCACUGGUGCAGCCCGAUAUUCCGCCAAGGGCAUGGCACACCUUAGGCACGGACCUGUUCUACCUCGGCGGGUCAGAAUACCUCAUUGCCGCCGACUACUACUCCAAGUACUUUAUCACCCGGAAGCUGCCUGCCGGACAAGCGACCAGCAGGGCCAUCAUCCAGCACCUCAAGGAGAUUUUCGGUGAGCACGGCAUCCCAGCCGUGCUGAAGUCGGACAACGGGCCGCAAUACAGCAGCCAUCUGUUCGCGGAGUUUGCUGCCGAAUAUGGAUUCCGCCACAGUACGUCGUCGCCACAUCACCCGCAGAGUAACGGGUUUAUCGAAUCGCAAGUCAAGAUCGCUAAGAGAGCUCUCGAGAAGGCAAGGGAGAGCAGGACCGACCCGCACUUAGCACUGCUGUGCAUUCGCGCCACCCCAGUGUGCAAGGGCUUACCGUCGCCGGCCGAGAUGCUAUUCGGUCGUCAGGUACAGGACAACCUGCCUCGCAAACACCAGCGCGACACUCGGGACGAGGCCAUCCGACAGAAGCUCGAGGAACGGCAGGACCAGCAGAAAGUACACCAUGACCAGCAAGCGCAGUCUCUCCGCCCCCUAGUUCCUGGUCAGCACGUCGGCAUCCGCAGCCCGACCAUGCACCUGUGGGAACCUGGUAUCGUAACCCAGUCUGCCAACGGGCCACGGUCAUACAUGGUACAGCCUGACCAUGGGACAGAAGGGCGGUGCAACCGUACCCACCUCAGAGAGAGGCGGGUCCACUUCCCGCCGGAUGCCAGUCUCGCAGGCCCUCAGCCGUCGACGCGCAGCGACAUUGGCGAGCCUCAGCCGCCGAGUGACGUGCCGUCGCCGUGGAGCGACGUUAGCCAGUUUCAGCCGCCGUCACCAUGUGACGUCAGCAAGCCUGCUGAACCUGCCACCCAGCUGUAUCGAACACGGUGUGGCCGCGCAGUCGCACCCAGGUCAAUCCUGGAUGUGUAG
Messenger RNA from Sycon ciliatum, 4053 nucleotides. RefSeq lists its product as uncharacterized. Gene Ontology annotation, biological process: DNA integration. Lineage: Eukaryota; Metazoa; Porifera; Calcarea; Leucosolenida; Sycettidae. The coding region runs from base 1 to 4053 and encodes 1350 amino acids. The record is from RefSeq and is a predicted model, not a curated record. Gene Ontology annotation, molecular function: nucleic acid binding. The transcript has a single exon.